AUGGGUGGCUCGGCCUCCAGCCAGCUGGACGAGAGCAAGUGCGCCUACAUCCGAGGGAAAACGGAGGCAGCCAUCAAAAACUUCAGUCCCUACUACAGUCGCCAGUACUCUGUGGCUUUCUGCAAUCAUGUGCGCAGUGAAGUAGAAGAGCAAAGAGAUUUAACAUCACAAUUUUUGAAGACCAAGCCCCCACUGGAGCCGGGAACUGUUUUGUAUGAAGGAGAACUGUCACAGUUUGCUGAGGACAUAAAGAAAUGGAGAGAGAGAUACGUUGUGGUUAAAAAUGACUUUGCUGUGGAAAGCUAUGAGAACAAAGAGGCCUAUCAGAAAGGAGCUCCCCCCAAAAGCCGAAUUCUUCCUGCUGGUGGCAAAGUGCUAACCUCAGAAGAUGAAUACAAUUUAUUAUCUGAUCGGCAUUUCCCAGACCCUAUUGCGUCCAGUGAGAAGGAGAACACGCAGCCCUUUGUGGUCCUGCCCAAGGACUUCCCGGUGUACCUGUGGCAGCCCUUCCUCAGACACGGCUACUUCUGCUUCCGGGAGGCCGCGGACCGGAAGAAGUUCAGCGCGCUUCUGAGCGACUGCAUCAGACAUCUCAAUCAUGAUUACAUGAAGCAGACGACAUUUGAAGCCCAAGCCUUUUUGGAAGCUGUUCAAUUCUUUCGACAGGAGAAAGGACACUAUGGCUCGUGGGAAAUGGUCACUGGGGAUGAAGUCCAGAUCCUGAGUAACCUGGUAAUGGAGGAGCUCAUGCCAACCCUUCAGACAGACAUCCUGCCUAAAAUGAAGGGGAAGAAGAACGACAGAAAGAGGGCCUGGUUCGGGCUCCUCGAAGAGGCCUACCACCUGGUUCAGCAUCAAGUUUCAGAAGGAUUAAGUGCCUUGAAGGAGGAGUGCAGGGCUCUGACCAAGGGCCUGGAAGGAACCAUCCGUUCAGACAUGGAUCAGAUUGUGAACUCAAAGAACUUCUUAAUUGGAAAGAUCAAAGCAAUGGUCGCUCAGCCAGCAGAGAGAAGCUGUGCAGAGAGUGUGCAGCCAUUCCUGGGGUCCAUUCUGGAGGAGUUGAUGGGACCCGUGAGCUCGGGAUUCAGUGAACUGCGCUCACUCUUUGAAAAAGAAGUGGAUGAACUUAGCCAGAGCUUUCAGACCACCAAAGACAGUGCCCAGCUAAAGGAGCAUCUAGACCAGCUUAUGAAUCUUCCACUGGAUUCCGUGAAGAUGGAGCCUUGUUAUGAUAAAGUCAACCUGCUGCAGGAGCACCUUCAGGAUCUCAAGAGCCGCUUCAGGUUCCCCCACAUCGAUCUGGUGGUCCAGAGGACGCAAAACUACAUGCAAGAGCUGAUGGAGAACGCAGUAUUCACUUUUGAGCAGUUGCUUUCUCCACAUCUCCAAGGAGAGGCCUCCAAAACCACAGUCGCCAUUGAGAAGGUUAAGCUCCGAGUCUUAAAGCAAUAUGAUUACGACAGCAGCACCAUCCGGAAGAGGAUAUUUCAAGAGGCGCUGGUUCAAAUCACACUUCCCACCCUGCAGAAGGCUUUGGCAUCCGUGUGCAAACCAGAGCUUCAGAAAUAUGAGCAGUACAUCUUUGCAGAUCACACCAAUAUGAUCCAUGUUGAAAAUGUCUAUGAGGAGAUUUUAUAUCAGAUCCUCCUAGAUGAAAGUCUGAAAGUGAUAAAGGAGGCUGCGAUCCUGAAGAAACACAAUUUGUUUGAAGACAAUCUGGCUUUGCCCAGUGAAAGCGUGUCCAGCCUCACUGAUCUAAAAACUCCUGUGGGGUCAAACCAGGCCAGCCCCGCCAGGAGAGCCUUGGCCGUUCUGCCCGGAGUUUCAGAGAGUGAGAUCCUGAAUAAUGAGGUGUUCCAGGAGGCAGGGGAGAUGAAACAGCCAGAGGCCCCUAGUCCAUUGGCCAGAGAAGAAGGCCUUUCCCUCCCUGUGUCCAACCCUCCCCCAGAUGGGGACAGGCAGGUCAUCGAUUCAAGUAUAGAUGGCCCGGCUGUGAAUCUGAUGGCUACAGAGGUGACAGCAGGCGCCCUGGGCACACACUUGUCACAGCUGGAGUUGGAAGAGACUCCUGAGGACCGAGAACCCACCCAGGAAGACGCAGAACCCACCUCUGCUGCAGGCUCCUUGAAAGAGCUCAGAAAUUUGCUGAUGGUGACCGUCGAAGUGCCAGAGGAGUCCGCUGUGCUCGAGGUUGAGAAAGAUACACAUGAGGAGACCCUUGUUCCCCAAGAUAUUGAAAAAGAAGAGGAAGCAACCCAAAUCGACACAGAGGCCAGUCAAGUGUCUGCCUCGGGUCAGGACAACUGUGAACAAAGUGAAGUCAGUGAGGGGGAGGCCCAUGGUCCAGCUCCCAAGGCCGAGGCCAGCGGGGUGGAGCUGGGAGAAUUUCCAGACAUUCAGCCAGCCGGCGGGGGGCUCAGCGAGGGGGCUCUGGGCCCAGACCCCACAGAAGAGCCAGGAGAGGCAGGAGGGCCCGCCGAGAGCAAGCUCACAGGGGGUGCUUCCGGACUGGGCGCCCUCGAAGGAGGAGAGCCCGUGUGCUCUGUGGAGGCUGAGGCUGUGCCCCUAGAAGCUUGCAUGGUCCGUUCUGACCCCGUCAGCCCCAGGGAGAGCCAGAUUUCUGUGGAAGAAGAGGCGGUGGGCAGGAGCUGCAGCCCAGCCCAGCCUGCCACUAGCGAGGAUGCCCAGGAGAGGAAGGCCGACCCCGUUCCCGAGUGUCAGUGGGUGGCGGAGAACGAUGUGAACCCCGAUACCCUAGAUACACAGAGAGAAGACCCCCCAGAGCCCCCUUCAGAGGAGUGA
Messenger RNA from Rangifer tarandus platyrhynchus (Svalbard reindeer), 2802 nucleotides. Lineage: Eukaryota; Metazoa; Chordata; Mammalia; Artiodactyla; Cervidae. The record is from the annotation of a GenBank genome assembly.